AUGUCGACCGACAACAACCCACAAGCAGGGAUCCCUCCUAGCGAAGGUACACCUAAUCCUAUUACUGAAGGUACUCCUACAAACAACAACACACCAACAAACACCGAGACCUUUCACGCGAUGAUGAGAAGAUCGAGUAGUCGAUUGAGAGGAGGCUCCGUGCCUCCCCCAGAUUCCGAAGUGAUCACACCUAGCUCGAUGGCAACGAUCCAGAGGGGAAGAGGACGCGGCCGAGGACGUCGUAACGUUGAAGGACCUACACGGACCGGCACAAACACGCCAUCAACGCCAGUAGUCACCCUGACAGUCCCCGACCAGACUUUGACAAGCACACCUGCUGGUAACCGGACAGCUGCGCCAACGCAAGAUAGCGCAUCGAUGAAUGCUAUUGCCCAAGGAGGCGUCGGUACCUCAGUGAUACACACCUCCACGAGAACCCCCGCCGCUGAGGGGUUGGUUUCUCGAGACGAAGUGUCUAAUGGAGCAUUGUCGAUGCCACAUAAUAUGUGUUGCCACGUACUGCGUGAAGCCUCGAAUUGA
Messenger RNA from Melampsora larici-populina 98AG31, 540 nucleotides. RefSeq lists its product as uncharacterized. NCBI's taxonomy places the organism in Eukaryota, Fungi, Basidiomycota, Pucciniomycetes, Pucciniales, Melampsoraceae. The transcript has 2 exons. The coding region runs from base 1 to 540 and encodes 179 amino acids. The record is from RefSeq and is a predicted model, not a curated record.